AUGAUCGGGGACUUCGAGUACCUGCAGCAGCGCGUGGCGCUCCGUGUGGAUGUCAUGCGGCGCCACGUCGCGGAGGUGGCCGAGGUGGUGCUGGCUCCCCGAGCCGCUGAGCUGCGCGUCCUGCGGCUGCACGCGCGGCAACUCAAGGUGAAGAGCGUGCGCAUUAACGACGUCGAGGCCAACUUCGAGCAACUUAACUUCCUAGACGAGAUCGUGGACGAAAACUACCGCGACUUGGCUACAUUCGACCUGUUCUACCGUGGCGCUAUCACAGAAGUUGGUACUCAUAAAGAACAAAAGCUGGUACUCGAUGCCUGGGACGUCGAUCGCCUGCCCAAGAGCUCCACAGGCUUCAAGCCUGUAUUAGUUCGGGUCGAAUACGAGCUCGACGAGCCCACCGGCGGCCUGCGGUUCGUCCUGCCGGACGAGCAGUACCAACCCAAGCGAAGUCCACACAUGUACACUUAUUGUGGGCCAUUUGGUGGUCUCUGUGACGGUGCACGGUCGUGGAUGCCCUGUCGGGACACACUGCGAGACGCCUGUACCUUUAGGAUCGAGCUUACAGUGCCCGACUGGUGUGUGGCAGUAUGUAGUGGACAGAUGGUGCAACAGCUUCUCAACCCUGAGACAGACGCCGACGGAGGACAGUGGAGGACGUUCCGAUACGUCGUGAACCCACAGACCAACUGCUCGUCGAUUGGCUUCGCUGUGGGACCUUUCCGACUCUUUGUCCCGCCAGAAAUGCCCCGGAUGACGCACUUUGCGCUGCCCGAAUGCUUCGAAGACCUCGUGCACUGCACGUCCAAGUUGGCUUCGACUAUGUCGUACUUUGAAGGGACAUUGGGGGCGUCGUACCCGUUCAAGACGUACCAGCAGGUGUUUGUGGAAGAUCUGCCCGAUCAGCUGCAAUACGUCGCUGGAGGAGCCAUUCUGGACCAGAAUCUGCUGCAUGGGCCUCGGACUAUUGAUCGAGAGCUGCCGUCGCACUUGGCGCAAGUGAAGGCGCUGGUCGGCAGCUGGAUUGGCGGCGCCGUGGGCAUUCAGAGCACGAAAGACGCGUGGGUGUUGAUUGGAGUCAUCGGCCAUUUAGUCAACACGUACGUGCGGUCUAUUUACGGGGAAGAAGAGUACGGCUACCGUAUCCAACUGGCUAUGGACGCACUGACGACGAUGGAGCUGACGACAGAUCAGCAGUCUCCGGCCUUGCUGUCGUCGGAGGUGGAUGUGUACUCGGAGUACGACCCGUUGUCGUUGACGCUGCUGGACGUCAAGGCGCCGCUGGUGGUGCAUAUGAUUGAGCAGCGUGUAGGACCCAAACAUUUAGGCAUUGCGAUCCAGCGUGCCGUGUCUGGAGGCGCUGGAGCAGCUGCGACGACGGCAACGGAGCCGCUGACGACGCUGUCGUUUCUCAAGACUGUCAAGACGAUCGCUGGAGCGGCAGGUCAAGACCUGACCAAGUCGUUCCUUACGUCGUGGAUUAUUGAGCCUGGUAUGCCCUUCUUUACCGUCGGAUACUGGUACAACCGGAAGCAGACACAAGCCGAAGUGGCGCUGCAACAGGAGAUCCCUCCAGGGGGCAAGCUCUACACUGGGCCAAUCACCAUCACCAUCGUCGAGGACACGAGCGAGUACACGUACCAGAAGCGCAUCGAGCACAAGCGCCACAAAUUCGACUUCCCGUGUCACUCGAAAGUCCGCAAGAAGCGACGAAGGCGUCAGGGACUCGCCGACCCGGACGACUCGGUGUCUGUGGGAGGCCCGGGCAUGGGACUGAACGACACUCCCGUCUUCUGGGUCAAGAUCGACACGGGCUGUGCGUGGCUACGACACGUGGUGAUGCACCAGCCAGACUUUAACUGGAUGGAGCAGCUGCUGUCCGACAAGAAGGUGGGCUCGCGUGUGCAUGCAGCUCGAGCGCUCGCGCUGUUCCAUCGCCCGCACGAGAAGCCGAACGUCAUGUCGUGUCGAGUUCUAACCGAGUGUAUGAGUGGACUGACGACCCACUCGCGACGUCUACGCGCCGAGGCAGCGCAGUCUCUGGGCAUCUGGCAGUCGAUCCACGCGCCGCUCACGAACGCCAACACGCAGCUGCCUAUCUGGAAGGCCAUGCACAACCUGGUGCGUAUUUUCAAGGAGCAUUUCUUCGACCGCGCGACGGAUAUGCCUCUGCCCAACUACUUUUUGCCUUCCGGUGGCAAAGUGAUCCUCGAGGCGCUGGGCGCGCAGCAGGCGUCGAUCUCCAGCAAGCAGAUCCAAUCGCCCGCGGAGAUCGAGACGUUUCUGCUGCAGCUGCUGACGGAGAACGACAACUCGAAGAACUAUGUGGAGAUGGACGACCAAUCGCAGGUGGCCGACGACUGCUACUACCUCGGCAACAUCGUCUUGUCGCUCUCGGUCUUGACGCUGGAUCGACCUGCUCGCUCGGACGACGGCGACGCGGUGGUGCUCGAGAUUCUGCGGUAUCUGCACUACGACCAAGUGCAGCCGAGCUACAACAAGACGAUCACGGUGUGCUGUCUCGAGGCUUUGUGCAACUUGGUGCUGGCUGGACGGUGCGACGAGAAGCUCGUGCACUUCCACGUGUUCGCGUCGCCCAAGCACUCGAAUCUCGUGCGUAAAGCGGCGAUCGAGAGCAUCCUCCGCUUGUAUUUCGCUGAAGACCCCAACGGUCCGACCACGUCGCUGCUGACCAACAGUUAUGGAGCCACGGCUGCGAUGCUGUGGCUCUGCGAGCUGCUGAAGGCGGAACAGUCUCCUGGUAUCCGCUUGUUUGCUGUCCAAGUGUGUCUGAACUGCAUGCGUGGGUUCCCUCCAAGUGUGGGGAAGGAGGUGCUGGCGACGUGGGACCACAGCUACACUCUGGGGCUGAUGAACUACAUCGAGAUGAAGGAGCCGACGGCGUUCGUACUGAAGAGUCCGGAGAAAGAUAAGGUCUUGGGGCUCUUUGAUCGCCCCAACUUGAGUAAACUGCGGGACGACAGCAGCUCGGCGAAGCGGAUUGCGGAAAACCUGUGGAACUUGAUGAACGCGACGGCAGCCAUGGACCAGAGGCUGCGUGUGGCGCUCAUUGUGCUGUAUCGGAAGUUCUGGGGUGAGACGACGCCGAUCGCUGUGGCUCAUAUUGUUCAGGACAAGCCUGCGAACUGGGCGGGGGGCUACGAGAGUCUGCGGUUGAUGAUGGAGGAGAGCAAGAACCGCAUGCUCAUGAACGGCGGACGGGCUGGCACCAACACGGACGCUAACGGACUCGGUAGGAAGUCGGACGACGAUCGGAAACGAGGCUUCUCGUCGACGGCAAGCAGCCCAGCCGACGCAGCUCUGGAACAAUUUCGCGGCAAGAAAUUUAAGUUCAAAAUGGGCGAUACAACCUUCCGAUCCCACAAGCUCUAA
Phytophthora infestans T30-4 is the source of this 3390-nucleotide messenger RNA. Its product is annotated as transcription initiation factor TFIID subunit, putative. Lineage: Eukaryota; Oomycota; Peronosporomycetes; Peronosporales; Peronosporaceae. Gene Ontology annotation, cellular component: transcription factor TFIID complex. Gene Ontology annotation, biological process: transcription initiation at RNA polymerase II promoter. Gene Ontology annotation, molecular function: RNA polymerase II general transcription initiation factor activity; chromatin binding; transcription cis-regulatory region binding. The record is from RefSeq and is a predicted model, not a curated record. Bases 1 to 3390 code for a protein of 1129 amino acids. The transcript is spliced from 5 exons.